AUGCUUACUGAGGAGAACGAACAGCUGGAACGUGGCUUAAGCAUACUGAAGCUCUUAGAAGUAGUACAGCUUCCCAGAGGUCUCUCUGAGUGGGCUGGAGCGUGGCCGCGGCUGCUCGCUCCAGACGGCCACACUGUGGCAGAGGAGGAGCUUGAGGCGCUGAGGAAGCACAGGCGGGCCGAGCUGCAGGCGAAGCACGGGGACCCUGGCGAUGUAGCACAACAGGAAGCAAAGCAUAGGGAAGCAGAAAUGAGAAACAGUAUCUUAGCCCAAGUUCUGGAUCCAUCUGCCCGGGCCCGAUUAAGUAACUUAGCACUUGUAAAGCCUGAGAAAACUAAAACAGUAGAGAAUUACCUUAUACAGAUAGCACGGUAUGGACAACUAAGUGGCAAGGUAUCAGAACAAGGUUUAAUAGAAAUCCUCGAAAAAGUAAACCAACAAACAGAAAAGAAAACAACAGUUAAAUUCAACAGAAGAAAAGUAAUGGACUCUGAUGAAGAUGACGAUUAUUGAAUUUAAGACGUCUAGACACUGGGACUUAAUGGAGCAAUUUUAGGACAGA
Globicephala melas (long-finned pilot whale) is the source of this 562-nucleotide messenger RNA. The record is from RefSeq and is a predicted model, not a curated record. NCBI's taxonomy places the organism in Eukaryota, Metazoa, Chordata, Mammalia, Artiodactyla, Delphinidae.